Molecule: messenger RNA, 534 nt
Organism: Gasterosteus aculeatus aculeatus (three-spined stickleback)
Lineage: Eukaryota; Metazoa; Chordata; Actinopteri; Perciformes; Gasterosteidae
Source: RefSeq, a predicted model, not a curated record
GGGGAACUCUUCGCCCCGGAAGCUCUUGACACUCGCUGACGUCACGCACGCGGGCUGGAUGUCAACAUGUACUUUACGUGCCUUAGAUUUCACGUUAACGGCGUAUUCGCUCACUUGCUUCCUGGUUUCCAGUAGCUGAACACAUGGCUGACGUCACACAUCCGGGGGACGCAGCGGACCUCCAGGAUCAAGUAAGACGGCCUCGCUGCCGGAAGUCUGCGUUAGUGUUAGUGCGGCCAGCACCGAUACCUGUGGGCCAGAUCGAGGAGGUGGAGGCUCUGUCCUCCAUCUACGGAGACGAGUGGUGCGUCAUCGACGAGGCCUCCAGGAUAUUCUGCAUCAGAAUAUCCGACGACCUGGAGGAGCCAAAAGUGACUGUGUGUUUACAGAUAAUGCUCCCACCUGAUUAUCCGAGUGCCGCUCCGCCCAUCUACCAGAUCAAUGCUGCGUGGCUGCGAGGCCUCGAGAGGACGGCGUUGGCGAGCGGCCUGGAGGACCUCUACGCGUGAGUUCUUUGUGACCUGAUGAUGCGCG